Molecule: messenger RNA, 765 nt
Organism: Vollenhovia emeryi
Lineage: Eukaryota; Metazoa; Arthropoda; Insecta; Hymenoptera; Formicidae
Exons: 5
Coding region: 142-651 (169 amino acids)
Source: RefSeq, a predicted model, not a curated record
UAUAACAUAUACGUUAUAAACGUCCCCGCUUUUACCGCCAUUGAUCACCGCAGUGGCGCUCUCGCAUUCUUCUCGUCGUCUGUCGCCGGUACGUCGUGUGAGCCGCGUGUGCGUUUUUUCUUCCAAGAAAGCUUACAACAAAUGAUGCGUAUGCAAGCUGCAUCAAACAUAACUUUGAGAAAUAUGGAGAAACGAUUAGCAAAAAUAGAAGAUGCUAUUAAACAGCGUACUCGAAGUCCUGAUGCAAUCAAUGAUAAUCUUAUUGCACCAUUUUUACCAUUGUCGUCGAUUACGGCUAUAAAAGAGUUUGAUGCAUUUUUGAAAACAUCAAAUGAGGCAGUGAUACAAUUUAAAGAGUUUAUGUCAAAAACUGGCGGACACAAUGGCAAGGACAAUAUUCAUCGAAUAUUAAAUAAAACAAUAACGAAUGAAUGCGCAAUACAAUGUUCGUGGAAGGGAUUGCGGAAUAAUUUUAGAAUUUCCGAUUUACAUUUAAUAAAAAUUAUGAAAAGAGAGGUAACAUUACGCUACGCAAUGUUUACCGAAACGGAGUUUGAUGCUAUUACUUCCGAAUGGAUACGGUUUGCCAAUCAAAGAAGUAAGAGAGCUAAAGCAAAAGAAACCGUCAAUGAAGAUAAUGAAGCAAAUUAGGCUACAAGAUCCUAAAUAAGCGAUAAACUUAUUAUUUCAUCGCGGCUUUAUUAAAAAUCUUUGAAAUGUUAAUAUACACUUUGUAUAAUAUUAUAUAUGUACGACAGAAAAUGG